Molecule: messenger RNA, 2352 nt
Organism: Alligator mississippiensis (American alligator)
Lineage: Eukaryota; Metazoa; Chordata; Crocodylia; Alligatoridae
Gene: RBMX2
Product: RNA binding motif protein X-linked 2
Exons: 6
Coding region: 63-1052 (329 amino acids)
Biological process (GO): mRNA splicing, via spliceosome
Cellular component (GO): U2 snRNP; catalytic step 2 spliceosome; precatalytic spliceosome
Molecular function (GO): RNA binding
Source: RefSeq, a predicted model, not a curated record
CGCGAGAGCUCGGGCCAGGCAGCCCUCGCGGGAGGGAGCCCAAGGCGUGAGCAGUGCAGCGCAUGUGCACGCACGUCGGCGCAGACGCAGUGACCAGCAGCAAUCGACAUGAACGCCCUGACCAAGGUGAAGCUGAUCAACGAGCUGAACGAGCGGGAGGCGGCGCUGGGCGUGCGCGAGGCGGUGUCGUGGCAUGCGGAAUACAAGGACAGCGCCUGGGUCUUCGUCGGUACGAACGAGGCCUCCCCUAUGAGCUGACAGAAGGUGACAUUAUCUGUGUGUUCUCGCAGUAUGGGGAAAUUGUGAACAUUAAUUUGGUGCGAGAUAAGAAGACUGGAAAAUCAAAAGGUUUCUGUUUUGUUUGCUAUGAAGAUCAGAGAAGUACCAUUCUUGCAGUUGACAACUUUAAUGGGAUCAAGAUAAAAGGAAGGACAAUUCGGGUAGACCAUGUUGCUAACUAUCGCCCUCCGAAGGAUAAUGAUGAUAUUGACAAUGUCACAAAAGCCCUCCGGGAAAGAGGCUGUGGAGCUAAAACUCCUCCACCGACUUCAUCUGACUCCUCAGAAGAUGAGGUGCCUGUGCAAAGGCAUAAAGAUAAAGAGAAACGCAAAAGAGAACGGAAGAAGGAAAGAAAGGGCAUGCCAGCCCCAAAGAGGAUCCUGCCUGCCAAAGAGCCACUUCCUAAAGUCCGGAUUAAAAAGGAGAAGGAAGAUCCUGCCUAUAACCAUUAUGACAACUCCUGUCAGCAGGCCUGCAAUGAGCCUGAACAGAAACACGCCACUAGGACACGCUGUGAAGAGGAGCACGAGCACAAGCAGAGACAUGCGAGAGCCACAGACAGAGAAGGGGAUAAGAGCCAUGAAGAACAGAGGAGUCUAAGCAGGAAGGAGGAGUGGGCGAGAGAGAAGAACAGGAAGGUGGAAAGCCCUGGCAGUAGACAAGAGGAACAUCCUGAGGGCUCUAGAUCUAGAGACCAAUGGGAGAGUAGCACCAGAGAUCGACACUCCUGGCACAGAGAGUUGUCUAGCUCGAGGGACUCCAGCCACUACUGAUCUGCCUGGCCUGCAGCAUAAAACUGAGAAGUGCUUCAAAUUGACAGUGCUCAUGCCGUAAUAGCAAUGCGAUCACCUAGCAAUGGAAAAUGGGAGGUUUAAUGGUGGGCCUACCCCCAAGCCUACACAGCUAAGCAUCUCUUGCUCAGUUCCAUAGGUGUAUGUUCCCAUUAAGAUGUAGUUGCAUGGUUCCCCAUUUUCAGUCAGCUUCAGAACUCUGUUCCUUGUUCCUUUCUCCAUGGUCUAGAAAGCCAGGACCUUACCACCUCCUGUUGCCUUAGUUGGAGGUCGGGGCUGGGCUCUGGGGUGCACUCACUUGUCACAGUCUAGCUGUCAUUAAUACCACAUGGCAUUUAGUGAAGAUUCUUGGGUGUGUGAGUCUUCUCCAGCCACUGCACUGUAUUGUAAAGGUGAUCAGCAGAGACUGUUGGCAUAUGUAGUUUCGGAAGGAGCCCAUGUCACCAUCUAAUUGAUUUCCUAAGUUGAAACAAGUGGCUGUGGCAUGUGUCUCUUCUCUGAUCCUUACAACUUGAAUUGCUCUGACACCAGGAGCAAUUGCAGUGGGUUUACUCUAGUGGAGCAACCCAAGAGGUGUAGUGUCAAAUUGGGAUGGCUCAUUUCUUUAAAUAUCACUUAAUACUUUUUUUCCCUCCAGAUCCAUGGUGGCAUCACCAGUACUAGUGACAAACAGAGGUUCCCUUUCCUUGCAAUUGGCAACAAGACUCAUUCUUUUACAUCGUAUUUUAGGAGUAAUAAAGCAGCUUUAACUAAAUGACUAGCUUGGGUCAUUCAUUCCUUGGCACUGUCAGAUUGGGGCUGCUUGGCAAUUUUUGAAUACUGUGUUUUUCUGUAGGUUUGUGUAACUAUAUGACUUUAAAGAGGCAGUUUGGUAGGUUGUAGGCAAGAAAGGGGUAUGACAGUUUCAGGUAGGCAUCAAGUUACCAACACUUGAGCUGUUUGCAAGAGCUGUCAGGAAAUUCUCUCUCCAACCCUUUACAGAGCUUGCCAGGUCAGUUUGUUAUGGGGUUGUGGGUAGGACCCAAGCUUAGGAAGUCAAGCAAAAAAAAAACUUUGGUUAGAUUUGAAAGACAGCUUCUCAAGGCUCAGGGGGAAGGGAGGUUGAGUUAAAGGAUAUAAAAUGAAGUCUCCACCCCAAGAAGUGGUUAAGAUAGGCUGCCUAGGAUUCUAGGUUUGUAUACCUUUUACUGUCUUACAGUCCUUUUUUUCUUCCUUUCCUUCACUGUUCUGUAUUAAGAUUAAAUCUUCUUCACUGUUAAGAUUAAAUAAUUCCUUGGUAUAA